Paramecium sonneborni is the source of this 1918-nucleotide messenger RNA. The record is from the annotation of a GenBank genome assembly. NCBI's taxonomy places the organism in Eukaryota, Ciliophora, Oligohymenophorea, Peniculida, Parameciidae.
GAUGACAGAUUAAAAAUUCAUAGUGUUGAACGAUCAUUUUAAAUGUCUCCAUAAUUAGUCUGACCUUUGUUAGUUAAUGGAAUGUGAAAAAGAUGAAUCUAUUGAACAUUUUUUAGAUGUAAGAUGCGAUACUUUUUCAUAAAAUUUAGUAAAGUUAUUAUCUGAAAAUAAUACAAAUUUAAUUUCAUCUCCAUUUAAGAUUCCAUUUAUGAGGCCUGAUAUUCGUACUAUUCUAUCAUCUUUAUUGUCUGAUAUGAAUUCAUAUUACACAUAUUUUACUGUUGCUGAUCUAGAUAAUAAAAAUCUUAUUAAUGUUAAAUUAAACAUUUUUGUUUUAAGCGAUAACUUUAUUGAUUAUUUUAUAAUCUAAUUUGAACAUCAAUUAAAAUCUAUAAACAAAUCUAUUUACACAUUCCCAGAUAAUUUCAAAUUAAAUAAUACAAAUAAUCAUUAAAAUAAUUCUAACCAUUCAAAAUAAACUUAUGAAACAUUAUCAAGUGAAAUGUUAAGUAAUAUAUUCUAAUCAAUUUCUCAUGAAUUUGGUACAUUUUUAAAUUGUAUUUUAACUGUUUCAUCUGAAGCAAUGGAAAAUGAACUUAUAAAUGAAUAAGUUAAAGCUACUUACAUUGAACCUACUUAUAUAAACUCUAAAUUAUUAUCCUAUGUAUUAUAGAGUGUAAGAGAUUUUAAUACAAUUCUAUUAAAGUAAUUUGCUUUAAGACUUCAAGAGUUCAGUCCUUUUGAAAUUAUUUAAGAAAUUUAAUAUCUAUUAAAUUAAUAAACAACAUAGAGAAAUAAUUAAAUUAUUAUCAAUUGUCCUUAACAUCUACUAGUAUAUAAUGAUCAAGAUAGAUUUAAAUAAGUACUCUAUUAAUUAAUGAGUAAUUCAAUAAGAUUUACUGAAAAUGGUAUGAUCACAGUUUCUAUUACAAUUUAUAAGGAUAAAAUAAAAGUGAAAGUAAAAGAUAAUGGUAUAGGGAUGAAUUAGGCAGAGUAAUAGAAAUUACAUAAAUUAUUGAAGGACAAUACCAAAUUAUUAAGAAUAUCACAUAAUUCCGUAGGAUGUGGAUUAGGAUUAAGUAUUUCUAAUGCAAUUGUAUUGAAAAUGAAUGGAAAACAUGGAAUUCAAUUUACAAGUGAAUUACAAAAGGGAAGUGAAUUCUUUUUUACAAUAUCAAAUUCUCAAUAACUAUAUAAUGAUAGUGUGUAUGUAGCUAGUCAAACUUAUGUGAAAGUGUUAAAUUAAACUUAUUAUUUAGAACAAUAACCAAUAUCUGAUAGUUCACAUAAGGAAGAGAAUGGAGAUACUUGGAGAGAAAAAAGCUUAUUUUAAAGCAAAAUUAGAUAUCUUAAAUCAGCCGAUUCUAAAUCAUAAUUUGGUAUACCUUAAAAAUUAUAACUGGAAGAGGAUGAAAUUGAAUCUAGAUAAGAAGAAUCUAAAAUUAUGAUUCCUUCUUUAUAGGCUAGCCUUAAAUCAGAUAUAGUUAAAUUUAGUAUUGGAAGUAAUUGUUGUAGUAGAGUUCUUAUAGUAGAUGAUGAAUAUUUCAAUAUCCAAAGUCUAUAAUUAAUUUUACAUAGAUUUAAUGCCCAUUGUGAUUUUACAUUCAAUGGACAAGAAGCUAUCAAAAAGAGUCUUUAAAAAAUGAAAGAGCCUUGUCGACAAUGUUAGAAUAAUGGCUACGUUGUGUUCUUUCUUGAUCUCAAUAUGCCAAUAAUGGAUGGAUUCGACACAGUCAAAAAUCUUAAGAAAAUGAUGCAUGAUAAUCAAAUUCCAAAAGGAAUAUGCAUUGCAAAUACUGGCUAUGCAGAUUUAGAGAGUAAAUAAUAAGCUUUGAAUUCAGGAAUGGAUUUCUAUAUGAUUAAACCUAUUGAAAUAAAAGAACUAGCAAUGUAUUUAAAGAGAAGAUUUCCUUAAUGA